CUAAGAAGUUGAACAAAGUUCAGUUCUUAACUUUGAUAUAAGCUUCCACAUUUGGAGGUUCCUGUUAAAACGUUUCUUUUUUGAAGAUGUCAUUAGGGUUAGAUUCAAGAUGAGAGAUGACUGGUACCCGCCCUAUUAGAGUAAAACACCUGAAAUGUGAUGUUUAAUUCAUUGACAAUAACUCCUGGAAAAAUCCGUGAUCACUGAAAUUUUGUAAAAAAAAUCGCAAGGAAGAAGCACUGUUUUAACGAUCCGAUGAUCUAGAGGUAGUAACGGAGUUUUAUUCAUCAAGAUACAUAAUGAACUCAGGCUAUGCAUGGAUCCUGUGUUUGGCUCUGGACAUUGCUGUCCUUGUAAACGCAGACUUCUCUUCAGACUCGUCCAAAAGAGAUGAUUUACUGGGUCUUGACUUAGGACUGGGAGGUGAUCUUUUUCAUUCAAAUUUCGGCAGUGAUCUUCUGAAGGAAAACGUGAAACAUGAUGACACACAUCUGCGAGCGGCAUUCCCUGUAAUGGAUGCCUUCAAGGAACACACGUUACUAUCGGCUGAUGAUCUGAAAGAAAAAGUCGAGAAUAGUUACGGGGAUAAAGAUGGAAUCCGCGAGGCAGUUGACGAAGCUUUGAUGAAGCUUCAUAAGAAGAAAGAAGAGGCGGCGGCUGCUGCCAAAGUUAAGCAUGCGCCACACAAGGCUCAUGUUGUAACAGCUAAAGAACUGAUAGAUGAGGUGGUUAAGCAGGAGAUUGCAAACCACAUAGACCCCAGCGCUGCCACCUCCGAAGUCCCGAAAGAUGUUAGCGAUAACGACGAGUUGAAAAGUAAACUGCAUCAAAAGCUUGAAGAAAUCACAAAGAUCGAGACGAAGUUGUUUUCUCUUAUUCGUGAUGUGAAAGGGUUUUUGUUGACAAAGAAGUCUGCAGAUGGAACGAGUAGUGAUGAUAUCGAUAACGUGUCAGUUGACAGUAUAGUUUCAAAACGAAGCGAAAUUCCAUUCAACAUCAAUCGAUUCCGUGAUAAUACAAGUUUGGUGGAGGACUUUAUCCGUGAUGCUCUUAAAGACGACUUCACUAUUGAUCACAGUGCUCUCGGUGAGACAGAGAAUGAAACAGGGGACAACAGCGACGCUAAACAAGGGGAUACCAGGGAUUUGCUGGGAAAAGAAGAGACAGAAAAGGCGUUGCUUAAAGAAGCAAUCCCUGGGGAGAUCGAAGAUAUUCCUGUGUCGAGUUUAGAGCGGGAAAUUGAUGAAAACGACUCGGUUGCUAGUGAUCAUGGGAUUACCCGUGACGCUCUUGUGGAAUCUCCGUUGUCAGAUUUGGAUUAUAAGAAAGUUACUGGCAAGAAAUCCAGGCAUUUUGUUUCGUAGAGAUGACAACGACUGCUACAUCUUCACCACAAUUUUCCACUAUCAUUAACCCUUUUACACCCCAACAUCAGUAUGCAUAUUCUCCAAACUGUUCUCUAUACAUUUCCUAAGGUGCUGACAAGGAGAAUUUGUUCAACAAUCAAGAGUUUUUUCAGUUGCUGAUCGAUUCCUUAAUUCACGGGACCCUAUGUGUGAUUCAGGGGUGAUGUUGUAAGGAGAAACUAGGUGCUUUUUACUCUCAGGAGUUUAAGAGUUAAAUAGAUUUUACUACGCCAAACUUAGUAAGUUAUGCAAGACCUCCGAUCUCGACAGCUCAGUGGUGGCGGAGUUAGAAGAGUCUUGUGCAUUGGUAUAAGUGAGAUUGCCCUCGGUAUUCUUAAAAGUUUAUUCUCCCUUGGGGUUCGCGAGUGUAACAAUUAUAUUUUCAAAAGGUCUCCAUUCGCUGCAGAUACAUUGUAACUAUUUUUGUAAUGAGAUUGCAAUCAAUGAUGCAAGGUCUCGAAAGGUACACGUGGGUGAAGGUUGGCGUGGGGGGACGGAGGGGAAGAAUCUGGCCUGGAAGGACUUGGUUCUAAAAAGUAGUAAUUUAUCAUGAUAUAAUAUCCCAUAUGUAAAUAAAUUUAAAAACGCCGAUAUUGGAUUCUUUCGCCCUUCUCGUUUUUGUCCCGUGUACGCUCUCACAGUUUAGGAUAGAAAUCAACGUAAAAAAUGCGAGUAAGGUUUCGCGAGUUUAAUUUCACGGUGUGGUUCAUGCGAAGAGGGUUCUGUACUUCGCAGCCCUUCUGAUAAAUCAUCUGGUGACACCUGGUUGAUGUAAGAUACGUAUCAUAACUUCACUAUGUGAUUACCAUUUUACGUUUCAUUCAUAAAUAUUUUCCUGAAAUUUUAUCGUAAUAUUACAACAAUUCUUAUUAUAUAUCAAAGUAAUCAAUAGAAAUCGAUAUAUUCUGUGGCAUGUUCAUCCGCUGACCCUCUUCAACUCGUUUUUAAGUUGAUGAUAACUGACCAGUGACUCUGUUUCUGGAAAGAACCACACAGAGAGAAAAACCAAAAAAAAAAA
Messenger RNA from Stylophora pistillata, 2424 nucleotides. RefSeq lists its product as uncharacterized. The record is from RefSeq and is a predicted model, not a curated record. Lineage: Eukaryota; Metazoa; Cnidaria; Anthozoa; Scleractinia; Pocilloporidae.